CGUGACGUCACUUCCGGGUCAUUUCUGCGCAUCCCUUGAUUCAGCGCGGCGCACCAGCCGCCAUCAUUUGAAUUUGAAAACAGUGAUCCUUACGUCUUGUAGAUCUGGCGUGGCUUUGCUGAUCCCGGGGAGGGGAGACCGUUGGGAGCCAAGCAGAAGUCAAGUCUCUGCCUCGGCGACGAAGGCAAGCCAAGGUAGAAUGGAAACUAAUUCAGAUGGAACAGUGGUACAGAGACCAUCCUAUCUUGUUAGUGCUGAACCCACUGAAAGGCCUACAGGAAUAGAUGUUGAUGAUAUUAAGCUUGACCUGUCCCAUGAAUUUUCCUUGGUUGCUUCUAGCUCUGAGGAAAAUGAGUUACAGUCCAAGGACCAUGUACAAGUUUGCCUUAGAAUACGACCUUUCACGCCAUCAGAAAAGGAAAGUGACUCCCAGGGCUGCAUUUAUGUUCAAGAUUCUACUACUGUUCUACUAAAAGAUCCCCAAAGUCUAGCUGGUCGGUUGAGUGAAAAGUGUUGUGGGCAGAUGGCACAGAAAUUCAGUUUUUCCAAGGUUUUUGGUCCUGAAACCACACAGAAAGAAUUCUUUGAAGGGAGUAUUAUGCAGCUGGUGAAAGACUUCUUGAAAGGAGAAAAUCGCCUGAUUUUUACUUAUGGUGUAACCAACUCUGGCAAAACAUAUACCUUCCAAGGUACAGAGGAAAACACUGGUAUUUUGCCUAGAACAAUGAACAUGUUGUUUAAUAACAUUCAAGACAAACUGUAUGAAAAGAUGGACCUAAAACCACAUCGAUGUAGAGAUUAUUUACGGUUAUCCUCUGACCAAGUGAAAGAAGAAGUUGCUAUUAAAAAUGCUUUGCUUCGACAAAUUAAAGAGGUUGCUCUUCAAAAUGGCAGUUGUGAUACCUUGUAUGGAAGUUGGAACUCUGUGAACGUCUCAGAUUUUGAAGAUUCCAAAGACUUUGAACAACCUAGUUUGAAUGUAGAUAAUACAGUGAAAUUUUCAGUCUGGGUUUCUUUUUUUGAGAUUUACAAUGAAUUUAUUUAUGAUUUAUUUGUUCCUGUAUCAAAUGACAAGUAUCAAAAGAGGAAAAUGCUGCGUCUUUCUCAAGAUGUCAAAGGCUGUUCAUUUAUAAAAGAUCUGCAAUGGAUUCAUGUUUCUGAUUCCAGAGAGGCAUAUAGACUUCUUAAACUAGGAUUGAAGCACCGGAGUUUUGCUUCUACAAAGCUGAACACUGCAUCUAGCAGAAGUCACAGCAUAUUCACUAUUAGAACACUGCAGAUAGAGGAUUCUGAGGUGCCUCAUGUAACAGGAGUCAGUGAACUAUCCCUGUGUGAUCUGGCUGGUUCAGAGCGAAGCAUGAAGACCCAAAAUGAAGGUGAAAGAUUGAGAGAGACUGGAAACAUUAACACUUCUUUGCUGACAUUAGGAAAAUGUAUUAAUGCUUUAAGGAACAGCCAGAAGUCAAAGUUGCAACAGCAUGUUCCCUUUCGAGAAAGUAAACUUACCCAUUAUUUUCAAAGCUUCUUUAAUGGCAAAGGAAAAAUAUACAUGAUAGUCAACAUUAGCCAGUGUUGUUCUGCCUAUGAUGAAACAUUCAGCGUUUUGAAGUUUGCAGCUGUUGCACAAAAAGUUUUUGUUGCAGAUAUUUUAAAUUUUUCUCAAGAGAAACCAUUUGGCCAGACAAAAUCUUCCAGGGAUACAUCGUUCAUUGCUAAUAAUGCAGAUACUAAAAUGUUACAAAUGAAGAGAACCACCAUUGAAUGGGAAAGGAGUCUUGAAGAUGUAAUAGAAGAUGAAGAUUUGGUAGAGAAUCCUGAUGAAGCUCAAGAUGACCAUAACAUGGAAGAAGCAGACAUGACAUUCAAAGAAGAAAAAUCUUUCAGCAAAGAGGAGUAUUCAAAACUACUGUCACUGAUAGAAGAUUUGAAGAACAAACUGAUAAAUGAAAAGAAAGAAAAAUUAACCUUGGAAUUAAAAAUUCGUGAUGAAGUUACACAAGAAUUUACUCAGUACUUGGCUCAACGGGAAGCUGAUUUUAAGGAAUCCCUUCUUCAGGAACGUGAAAUGUUAGAAGAAAAUUCUGAACGUCGGAUGGCAAUCUUUAAGGAUUUGGUUGGUGACUGUGAAACCUCACGUGAAGAGCCAAUGGAUGAAACUUGUACUGUGAAAGUUGAAUCCAAGGAAUCAGAUAAUUUUGUAGGAAUUGAAGACGUUAUUGAUUCUCUUCAAGAUGAUAUCACUGAUAUUAAGAAACAAGCUGAAAUUGCUCACUCAUUCAUUGCAUCUCUUGCUGACCCCCAGGAAGCUAUUGCUUGUUUAGAGCAAAAGUAUAAUCAAGCUACAGCUGAAUUAGCUAAAAUCCAAGAAGAAUUUGCUAAAGUCCAGGAAGAAUUAGUCAAGACCCAAGAAGAAUUAAAGAGAGAAAAUAAAUCAGAAAUGACUGACUGCAAGAUAUCUGUUCAUGAGCUUGAAAAUGCUAAUAAGAAAAUAGUUGCACAGAAUCAAAGAAUUCAAGAGUUAAUGAAUAUCAUUGAUCAAAAAGAAGAGACUAUUAACAAGUUGCAGAAUUUGGUGUCACAUAUGGAAGAUACAUUUAAAGGCUGUGAUGAGACCUUGUUUACUAUUAAAAAGGAAAUAUCAAAGUUGAAUAGUACUGAAAAUGUUGAGGCUAUUCAGAUUGAGAAGGAUAAGAAGAGAAUCUCCUCAGGAAGAAAACGGUCAUUUGAAGACAGUUUACUACAACAGGAAGAGCUGCCCACAAAGAAAGGGUCUGUUAAUAGUGCCAUUCUCCCUGAUGAGCAGAAGGAAACCAGAGAUCUGCAACAAGGCAUUUCAGAAAAAGAAGCAGACAUUAGAGAUUUACAAGAGGAAAAUGAAGGAUUAAAGAAAAAAUUACUCGUCAUGGAAAAAAACCUUUUAAAUGAAAAAGCAACAAAAGAGGAAUUAAAUCAACAACUUACAAGUUCACUGCAGGACUUGGCUUGCUCAAAAGAGAAAAUUUCUGUGUUAAGCGUAGAGAUUCAACAAAUUCGAUCUGAUUAUGAGAAUGCAAUUUCUGAAUUACAUGCACAGAAAACUAUAAACCAAGAACAAGAAGAUAAGGUUAUGGAAUUGCUGAAGGAGAUAGCAACAACCAGACAAAAUAUCACAAACAAAGUGGCACAAAUAAAAAUAAUGCAAACAGAAAUAGACAAGUUGCAUAUGCUUGAUUCUGUCCCUCAGACUCUAGAGGAAGAAUUACAAAAUCUAAAUGACCCUCUGAAAGAUUAUCCUGUUAAUUUGUCAAAUACUCAGUCCAACUUGGAUGCUGAAAAUUAUUCUGUAAAUACACAGGUUGAAGAAUCAAGUGUUGAAUGCUUUAGGAGAAAGAGUUCUUUUCAUUGUAGUAUUGAAGCCAUUUGGAAAGAGUGCAAGGCGAUGGUGAAAAUCUCCUCCAAUAAAAGCAACCAGAUCCAGGAAUUGGAACAACAAAUUGAAAAGUUGUAUCAAGAAGUGAGAGACAUUAAGGAGGAAAAUAAUCAACUAAAACUGAACAUCAGUGAAAAUAUGAACCAGGAUAAUUUACUAAAAGAAAAAGAAAACACUAUUAAACAGCUAAAAGAAGAAUUAGAAGGGAAAAUAAUUAGGCUUGCUGUUGAAGAACAACAUGUAGUUGAGUCAGAGAAAAAAAUUUCAGAAUUUACACAACAAAUCACCAGCCUGACAAAGAAAAUAAAAGAGCUUGAAACUAUCUUGGCAACCAAGAAGGACACAGAUAAUCAUUUAACUAUAUUGGAAAAAGUGGUUCUGGAAAAAGAAUCUCUUAUUUUGAAACUGGAAGGAAAUCUAAAAGAGUUUGAAGAAAAUCUUAAAAAUUCCAGUAAAAAUGCCAAAGAAUUAAGUGAUAAGGAAGCUGAAUUAAAGGAAGAAGUCAUACAACUGAAGAACAAUUUGCAAAAUGUGAACAAUUCACUGCAGAUAAAAGAUAAAGAAAAUGAGAACAACAGUCAAGAAAUAGUAAAAUUGAAGGAAGAACUCUCUGCCAACUCUGCUCUUAUACAUAAGCUGAAAGAAGAUCUUCAGCGGAAAGAAGAAGACCAUGUUGAUCUGAAAGAAAAAUUUGCUGAUGCCAAAAAGCAAAUUGAGCAAGUACAGAAAGAGAUAUCUAUAAUGCGUGACCAAGAGAAAUUACUGAGGAAUAAAGUUAAUGAACUUGAGAAAAUUAAAAACCAGUUUUCCCAGGAAUUAGAUAUCAAACAGCGAACUAUUCACCAGCUUAAGGAACAGCUGAGUAAUCAGAAUUCUGAAGAAAUUCUACAACAAUGUCAGAACAUACAUAAGGAUCUGGAUAUAAAAGAGAAGAUAAUCGAGGGAAUGAGAGUAACAAUGGAAGAACAGGAACAAACUCAAGUGGAAAUGGAAGAAAUGCUUGCAAACAGAUCAGAAGAAGUUGUAAUGCUAACAUCAGAGUUGGAAGAAUGGAAGGAAAAAUAUAAGAAUCUGGAGACCAAAAUCAGAGAUCAGAGACCACAAGAAGAAAAUCAAAGUAAUAAAGAAAACACAGAUGUUCUUAGUGAAAAGCUCAAUCAUUUACAGGAACAGUUACAGGAAUCAGAACAGAAACAUCAAGAUGAUAGAAAGAAAUGGUUAGAAGAAAAAAUGAUGCUAAUCACUCAAGCAAAAGAAGCUGAGACCCAUAGAAACAGAGAGAUGAAAAAAUAUGUUGAAGACCGAGCCCGUUGUUUACAACUUCAUAGUGAAGUGGAAAGACUUACUGCACAGCUAGCAAAUAAAGAUGACGACUUACAGAAAUGGCGUGAAGAAAGAGAUCAGCUGGUUUCAGCAUUAGAAAUACAGCUCAAAACAUUGGUCUCCAGGAACAUUCAGAAAGAUAAUGAAAUUGAGCAACUGAAAAAGAUUACAUCAGAGGACCCUGGAAAGGAUUAUAAGCAUACAAUAAAAGAAUUGAAGACAAUGUUAGACGAGAAAGAAAAUACCAUUAAAAAGCUUAAAGAUUUGAAUCAUUCUGAGAAGUCCAAGGAAGUAAUAGCUCUGACAGAUGCAGAGAUGAACACAGGGAAACAGUUGUCUCCUAAUAUACAGGAAAAACAAGUCACAGAUAACAAGUCUGGAAAUGCUAUCCCUCCUGAUUCUGACACAGUUAAAAGGGAGAUGUCAUCAGUGCCCUGCCCAAGUGAUGAGAUAUCUAUGGCAGAAAUAGAGGAUGGUUCGGGUAUAGCCCUUGACUCUUCUGAAGUGUCAACAGAUAAUGAACAUGUAACUCGGUUUCCAAAAUCAGAAUUAGAGAUCCGGUUUACACCUCUGCAGCCUAACAAGAUGUCAGUGAAGCAUCUUGGUAGUCUUGUACCAGUGACGGUUAAGAUAUCCAAGCCUAAGAAGAGGAAGAGUAGUGAGAUGGAAGAGAACUUUGUGAAACAUGAAAAUAAGAAAAAUGUUACCACACCCAGAACUAAGUUGCCAGACUCAUAUGGUUGCAAUUCUAUCAAAAAGGAACCAAAGGUUUCCACUAUGCUAUCAUCUAAAAAGGCAUAUUCUUUACGGAAUCAAGCAUCUACUCUCAGCCCAAAGUCAUCCAUUAAGAAAAAAGAUGGAACAUUACAAAAGUUUGGAGAUUUCUUACAACAUUCACCGACAAUUCUUCAGUCAAAAGCAAAGAAGCUGAUGGAAAAAAUGAGCCCUUCAAAGCCCAUUGGACCUGAAAAAGGUAAUGAAAAUGGAUCCCGACCAAAGCGGACCAAACGGAAGUUGUAUACAAGUGAGAUCUCCAGUCCUUUAGAUAUUACUGGCCAAGUGAUUUUUAUGGAUCAAAAAGAAAAAGAAAGUGAUCACCAGAUUCUCAAACGAAGACUCCGAACCAGAACAGCCAAAUGAAUCAGAUUUGGAGAAAAUUUUAAUGGACUUCUCAUUCUUAAUCAGUGCAAUUUAUGCUGUUUUUUUUUUUUUAAAGAUCAUUUGUACAUAUCAUGAUGCUCUUAAUUCCCUAUGUAUACAUCCCUGUUUUUAUAUGCGUACUUUAUACUUGUAAUUCAUUAAAGAAGGAUUUAUCAAAAAAUUAUUCAUUUUGUGACUAUUAAGGACUGGAAAACCAGUGAAGUAUUAAGCAGAACACCACCUCCUGUUUUUCUUCUGCUUUGGUGCCUGGAAAAGAAGCCUUCUGAUUAUAUAUAAUAUCUGUCUAGGGUGCAAAGGGAAUAGUUAAAAAAAAUAUUCUGAAUAUUCAUGAAUUUAUGAUCUCAUUGGCUUGGUAGUUGUUUUUUUUUCACCUAUAUAGAUCAUAAGCUCUCAGGCUUCUUUAUUCUAUGCUGCUCUUGACUAUCUUCCCUUAAAUUUCCAAGGGUAAUCCAUCCUGGAUUUCUGGAAUUCUCCUAUGUUCUCCUGAUAUUGAGUACUACAUCAUCCCUCAGCCUCAUGAUGUGAUCUGCCCAUCUGAAUAUUUUGGUAUAUCACAUAAGUUUGCAGUGGUUGAUCAUGUGCUAGUGUGUACAAAAGUCACAGUAAUAAACAACUUUUUUCAGGCAA
Monodelphis domestica (gray short-tailed opossum) is the source of this 6520-nucleotide messenger RNA. RefSeq names its product kinesin family member 20B (gene KIF20B). Gene Ontology annotation, molecular function: microtubule binding; ATP binding; plus-end-directed microtubule motor activity. The record is from RefSeq and is a predicted model, not a curated record. Lineage: Eukaryota; Metazoa; Chordata; Mammalia; Didelphimorphia; Didelphidae. Gene Ontology annotation, cellular component: spindle microtubule; mitotic spindle; nucleus. Gene Ontology annotation, biological process: spindle elongation; mitotic spindle assembly; microtubule-based movement.